Panicum virgatum (switchgrass) is the source of this 2663-nucleotide messenger RNA. RefSeq names its product pentatricopeptide repeat-containing protein At3g05340-like. The coding region runs from base 125 to 1975 and encodes 616 amino acids. NCBI's taxonomy places the organism in Eukaryota, Viridiplantae, Streptophyta, Magnoliopsida, Poales, Poaceae. Gene Ontology annotation, molecular function: protein binding; RNA binding. The transcript has 2 exons. The record is from RefSeq and is a predicted model, not a curated record. Gene Ontology annotation, biological process: RNA modification.
CAUUCAAACUUCCCAACUCUUAAGCUCCAUUCAACAAACCUUUUAAACUUCAUUCAACUCUUAAACUUCCCAACUAAUAUACGCAUACCGUCGUCUGAUUUCUUUCUGGCUCUGCACCGCCCGAAUGAGAGAUGCGUGUCCCCCGCUCCUCAGCUACGUCCCACUCAGCGGCCUCCUCGCCCGCUGCGGCCGCGCCGGGGACCUCCGCCUCGGCGCCGCGCUCCACGCCGUCGUCGCCAAGAACCCCGCUCACUUCCACCUCUGCCCUAGCCGCGCCGACCUCCGGUACGUGCUCGGCGCAUGGAACUCCCUCGUCGCCAUGUACGCCCGCUGCGGCCGCCGCGGGGACGCCGCCAGGGUGUUCGACGAAAUGCGCGUCUGGGACUCCGUGUCCUGGAACUCGCUCCUCGCCGCCUCCUCCAACUCCGCCUCGGAAGCGCUCGCUUUGCUCAGGCGGAUGCUGCGUGCGGCCCCGGGCGCCGGUGCGUGCGACCACGCCACACUCACCACCGUCCUGUCUGCGUGCGCGCGCGCCGAUGGGGGCGCGGGCGCCGCAUCGCUUGCAGCUGUGCAUGGGCUGGCGGUGUCAUCCGGGCUCCACGCUGGGGUGUCCUUCGGGAAUGCGCUGGUGACCGCCUACUUCCAGUGUGGCUCCCCUGCCUUGGCGAAGCGGGUGUUUGGCGCGAUGGCGGAGAGGAACGUCAUCACGUGGACGGCGAUGGUCUCCGGGAUGGCCCGAGCAGAGAGGUACAGGGAGAGUCUCUCUCUGUUCCGGCAGAUGAGGCUUGCGGUGGACGCCAACAGUGCUACAUACUCAAGCUCCCUGUUGGCUUGUGCUGGAUCUCUUGCAGCCAGAGAAGGGCAGCAGAUUCAUGGGCUUGUCGUCAAGGCAGGGUUUGAGACUGACCUUCAUGUCGAGAGUGAGCUCAUGGACGUGUACUCCAAAUGCGGGUUGAUGGAGGAUGCCCUGAGGGUGUUCCGCUCUUGUCAGGACCCUGAUGAAGUCUUGUUGACUGUGAUUCUUGGUGGAUAUGCUCAAAAUGGACCGGAGGAGAAGGCAUUUAAAUUGUUUGUUGAGAUGGUCAGUGCGGGAGUUGUCAUUGAUGCAAACAUGGUUUCUUCAGUUCUGGGGGCCUUUGGUGCUUCUGCGCCAUUUGCUCUUGGGAAGCAGAUCCAUGCACUGAUCAUCAAGAAAUGCUUUGAAUGGAACACCUAUGUCUGCAAUGGUCUGAUAAAUAUGUAUUCCAAAUGUGGUGAACUACAGGAGUCUAUCAAAGUGUUUGGUGGAAUGCCAAGUAAGAAUGCAAUUUCAUGGAACUCUAUCAUUGCAGCCUUUUCCCGACAUGGCCAUGGUUCCGAGGUUUUUCGGUUGUUUGAGUCCAUGAAAGUGGAUGGUGCCAAGCCCACUGAUGUCACAUUCUUAUCGCUGCUCCAUGGAUGCAGCCAUGUUGGAUCAGCCAAGAAGGGCCUCGAGGUACUGAAUUCUAUGUCAUCACAAUACGGAAUUCAUCCAAGGGUGGAGCAUUAUGCUUGUGUUGUUGACAUGCUUGGCCGAGCCGGUCUGUUAUACGAUGCGAAAGCAUUCAUAGAAGAUGGACCCUUCAAGGACACCACUCUUCUUUGGCAGGCCUUAAUGGGAGCUUGUAGCUUCCACAAGAACUCAGAGGUUGGGAAAUAUUCCGCAGAGAAGUUGCUUCUCUUUGACCCUAACUGCACUGCUGCUUAUGUCUUGUUAUCAAACAUCUACUCAUCUGAGGGCAGAUGGGAUGACAGAGCCAGAAUCAUGAAGAGGAUGAGAGAAAUGGGCUUGAGGAAGGAUACUGGCCAGAGCUGGAUUGAGCUCCACAAGGAGGUCCGAUCUUUUGUUGCCAGGAAAACGUCUCACCAUGAUUCUGCUGGUGUCAAUAAUGUUCUGCAGCGGUUAUCUGCAGCCUCCAGUGAUCAAGAUGGUCUGGUAGAGAGCAAUGCUUCAUGAAAUGUUUGCAUUUCAGUCCCCGUUCCUUGUGUGCAUAUCUGAUUUGCGAUGGGCAUCAUACAUGAUUGUCAGUACUUCAUGGAUUGUUUACUCACAUUCUGUGUUGCUUCACUAUUGGGUGUUUUAGUCCAUGUCUGAGAGAAAUACAAGUGCAAAUGAACUGUCUUCACAAAAGAUUGAAAUGUUGAAGUACAAAGGUGAACUAAGUGAUAUAACAAUUCAGGAUUUCAGGUAGGAGUGCUCUGUCCUGUUGCAACUUAAAAGGUGGCAUUAAGGACCUCUGGGAAAUUAGACCAAAAGGAACAUCACCCCUUAUCGAUUCAACAUGAAUAUUGGGAGUGUAAGAGCUCACUUGCCUAACUCCCCAACCUAUUAGGCCGUGAAGCCGAGUAGCCCACCGCCAAACCAUCCUUGUUUCUGGAUGAAGCUGAGAUCUGUAGUAGAAUGAAGAGAGCAUUGUUGCCAUGUACUUCUGUCAUAUCGGGGGAGAAUGGACAAGCAGACGGAUGUGGAUCAUUGACAUUGAUUGUUGCUCUGUACUCCAUCCCCAGCCCAUUUGCAUAAUGACACUGCCAUUUUUAAUUGCCUUCUGUAAUGUUAAUGACUGCAGAUCUGAUAUCACAAGUCACAACAUUUAAUUCUCUUUCACUUUGUAUUCCUUACUAAUGAGUACCAAGGUCCAAGGCCA